Messenger RNA from Mytilinidion resinicola, 744 nucleotides. Its product is annotated as NAD(P)-binding protein. Bases 1 to 744 code for a protein of 247 amino acids. The record is from RefSeq and is a predicted model, not a curated record. The transcript has 3 exons. NCBI's taxonomy places the organism in Eukaryota, Fungi, Ascomycota, Dothideomycetes, Mytilinidiales, Mytilinidiaceae.
AUGCCACAUACUCUCGUCACCGGCGCGAACUCCUUCGUCGCCUCCCACAUUAUCAAUGAAUUGAUAGCCUCCGGCCACACAGUGACCGGCUGCGUCCGUCGUCCCACUGCCGGCGACGCCAUCCUCAACACCCACCCUGAAUGGCAAGAAAAGCUCUCCAUCGCCAUAGUCGAAGACUACACCCAGCAAGACGUCCUCGACAAAAUCUUCAAGGCACGCCAAUACGACCACGUCAUCCACGUCGCCAUCCCCUGGACCUCCUCCCCGACCGCCGACUUCGGCACCGCCUGGCUACAGCCCUCCGUCAACGGCAUCCUCGCCCUCCUCCGCUCCAUCGCUGUCACCGGCUCCAUCCUCGCCGCCACCACGGGCUCCCGCGCCGAGCUCCUCAACAUCAUCUUCACCAACGCCUUCGGGACGCCCCUCACGUCCGCCACUGCGCGCGCCUCAGCAAACAUCAUGCUCGCGUACGCCAGCAGCACAAAGGAAGCCGAGCGCGCGCGCUGUGGGCCGCAGGUUUACAGCUUGUCUGACGGGACGUUUGCGGAGGUGCCGGGUACGCAUGGGGUUCUGUUUCCGUCGUAUGUCGAUGUGCGGAAUUUGGCGACGGCGCAUGUGAGGGCGUUGACGGAGCCGCGGGUGAGGGGUAGGAGGGCUUUGGUUGGGGGGAUGGCGCUGUUGGCGACGGCGGUUGUGGAGGCGAUGGGGAGGCUGGCGGGGAGGGAGGGGGCGGAGGGGAGGUGA